AUGUAGUCGGCACAUACCCUGAUUGCAAAGCCGCCACCGCACCAGCCGUCAGACUCAGGCAAUCCUUCCACAGUAAUGUUGCAAUCUCUCUUUCCUGUUAUUCGCAAAACCUCCGCACGACUAGGAGCAAGAUCGCUGUUCACGUCCAUUCCGUGCCGUGCCGACCCCUGGGUCCUGCCGAACACCCCCGAGCACAUCAAGCAAACCGCUCCCCCAGAAGAUGCCGCCGAGUCGCCAGUUCUCUCUGAAUUCCCUCCUAUACCACGACCAGGGGAGACUCCGGAGAAGACGCGCAGCCGCUUGCUGUACCAGGUGAGAAAGCGGGGGACGCUAGAGACGGAUCUGCUUCUUAGCACGUUCGCGACGAGGCAGACGCUGGAUGCGAUGAGCGUCGAGGAGUUGCGCGAGUUCGAUAAACUGCUUGACGAGCCUGACUGGGAUAUCUACUACUGGUCUACCGAGAAACGAACUCCCCCUCCGCGGUGGCAAAAUAGCACGAUCCUCGAGAAACUAAGAAAGCAUGCAAAGAACGAAGGAAAGGAAGUGCGCCGGAUGCCAGAUUUGUGACAAAAUCAGAUUGGUUGAGGGAAUGUCCGCCCCGCGUACUGGAAACUACAUUUGUGUCUUAGCUGCUGUACUACCAUCUGAAUACCUGCGGGGAUAGGUCUACGAUUACAGUCGGCUUGUCGGAGAUGAAUGCGUGCUGUAGGUCUCGUCCUGAGCGGAUUCUGAAUUAAAAACGCAUUGAGGAAGAGCUCGGUCAGAUCCAG
Messenger RNA from Gloeophyllum trabeum ATCC 11539, 770 nucleotides. Its product is annotated as DUF339-domain-containing protein. Gene Ontology annotation, cellular component: mitochondrion. The coding region runs from base 76 to 567 and encodes 163 amino acids. The transcript is spliced from 3 exons. NCBI's taxonomy places the organism in Eukaryota, Fungi, Basidiomycota, Agaricomycetes, Gloeophyllales, Gloeophyllaceae. The record is from RefSeq and is a predicted model, not a curated record. Gene Ontology annotation, biological process: protein-FAD linkage; mitochondrial respiratory chain complex II assembly; tricarboxylic acid cycle.